Molecule: messenger RNA, 2469 nt
Organism: Cladocopium goreaui
Lineage: Eukaryota; Dinophyceae; Suessiales; Symbiodiniaceae
Source: the annotation of a GenBank genome assembly
AUGGAGGAAAGUGGAAUUCCAAUAGAGCAUCGGCCGGAAAUGUGGCGUUUGAAAAACGCUCGCCCGUGCAGGGCAGAGGUACGUGUGAAGCUCACAGCUGAUUGCGUAGCCAGUGUGCAGGCUUGGAUGGCAAAGCCACCUGAUAAUGUUAGCAUCAUGGAUUCAAGCAUUUGCAAUGCUGACCGCAUCAGCAUUCUCUUCCACUUCAAAGAUGCAGAUUCCUUUCUUCAGCAGAACCAGCACCUUUCUGUCUUUGUUGCUGAUUUUACGUUCGAGACGAAUCAGCAGUCCUUGGUAUUAGGAGGAAUCGGCCCAGCAGGCCUUAGGUCUGGUGGGAGCCAGAAGCCAGGGGUUCGUAUGCUGCCAACACAUUUCCUUUUGUCCCGCAAAGAGGACAAAGAGUCCCAAAUGACUUUGUUCAAGGCAUUUGCUGCUGCGGCUCAUUGCAAUGGGAUCCGACUGAGUCAUGGAUUCGCUGAUUGCGCAUGUAUGGAAGGCAUCCAAGCGGUCAUUGAAUCUGACCCUGGGUUGCAGCAUGUGCAAGUUCAUCGUUGCCUCCACCACACCAAACAGAAUGUGAAACAGGAAGUCAAACGGCGCAACAGUGAAACUGGUGAGGUGCGUCUGCGCAACAUGGAACUGUUGCCUGUGCUGCUGAGCUUUGUCAUGGAGUCUGCUUGGUUUCCAAGUUCCUUGGAAUUUUCUUCGUUUUGGGAGUCAGUGAUCAAUCGUCUUCGUUCCAAUGGUGAAGAGACAGAUUGGGAUGAACCCCAUGUCGCCCAAUACCUGGUACGAAAUCUUCUCCAAGAAACUGGCCAGGCCGGGCUGUACUCGGCACCGUGGCGAUCUGGGUUCGGCCAGGUUCCGGCUGGCUUCACUACGUACACCUCCAACAGUUUGGAACGCAGUUGGAGAACGAUCAAGGGCUUACUGCGCAAAAGGACCCUGCUUUCGGAUGUGGGAUCUCUCAUGAAAGGCGUUUGCGAUUCCUUUCACUCCAAGUUAGCAGCUGGAGACUAUGAGAACUUGAAGGCGGCUGUGGCGGACGCACCUUCCUGCUUACAUGUACGAAGCCAAAAACAAAGCGUGCAGGUGGACAGUUUGGACUCGGAACAAGAGGCCCAGGUCGUGCACCGUGAGCGUCUCGAUUUGGACGCCUUGUGCAAGUGGUUCCACAAGCAUGGGCCCACUGGAACAUUUGUGGCGAGCGUUUGCAAUAAGCCUCUGGAUGAUGGGUCCACUGCCCGCCUUUGCUAUGCUUUUCCAAAAUAUUGUUUGCAGCAUGCGCUUCAAAAGAAACCAGAGAUGCUGGCGGCUUUGCAACUGGGCUUGAGCCUUACCUCCGAAGAGGUCAGACACGCAACAGCUUCUCCACUCACAGGUUCGUAUGAUGUCAUUCGCCAUCUCCAUCUUCGAAGCAACUUUUGCACAGUGUGGGUAACAACGGACAACCGUGUCGUGGAUGGACACCGCACCUACAUGAGCUUCGCGGGACACUCUGAACACUCUCUGUUUGUACAUGCCUUGCUGCAGCCAGGUGGCCUUGCCAAGAUACCAGGUGGACCCAAAUCCAAUCUUGGAAAGAAACGGAAAAAGCCGCUUCCCAAAAAAUCAGCGCAUUUGAAAAGAAUGUUGAGAGCUCCCUCUUCACAGAACUCCAAUGUGGUGCCUGCUGAGAUUCUCUCAGAAGUCCGUCCAGAUGAUGCCUGCGAUCUUCUUCCUGGAAGUGUCACAGAGUCCUCUCAGCGAGCUGUUGUGGAAGCAGCUGGCCAAGAAAAAGAAGUCCUUUGCAUGUCGACCACGUUGAGAGGAGACAGGUGCAAGCGCAAACGUACUCAUGGCUGCUUUUGCAGCCACCACUUUGAAAUUUCUUCCACUGAGAAAUGGUCUUUGCAGUUGUAUGAGUCAGUACAAGAGCCUGCUUCACAUGCAAUGGAUCUCUGGGAGGAGAGACAGUUGAAUCUUGCCUUGCAACAAUCCUUGCAGGAGAACCAGGAGCUUAUGGAGAAAAUUGCGAAAAGCAAUGCCAUUUUGGACUCACGGUUGCAUUGCUUGGGACUGAAACGAGUCCCGGUUGCAGCAGAUGGUGAUUGCCAAUUCUCAGCCAUAGUGUUUUCGGCACAGGUGCCUUUGACGGCUCUGCAACUACGCAGAAGUGUCGUUGGGUAUCUGAGACCUCUCUCCGCAUGCUUUGGUGCCCGCAUGGAAAACCAAUUUCGAGGCAGAUAUGGAUCGUACUGCUCCCACAUGGAGCAGCCAGGGGCAUGGGGAGAUGAUCUCACGUUGUUGGCCUCUGCGCAUUGCCUCAGACGGCCCUUGAAAAUCGUCACAGAUUCCUCAGCGACAGAUCCAAAGCAAUACAUCCGUAUCAUCACACCUCCGCAGUGCAUCAGCAGUGCCUGCUGGGGCCCAGAGGUGACAUUGUGUGUCUCAAUGGAUAGACACUUUGAUGCGACCGAGAACUUGUGA